This is a messenger RNA of Temnothorax curvispinosus, 371 nucleotides long. RefSeq lists its product as uncharacterized. The record is from RefSeq and is a predicted model, not a curated record. NCBI's taxonomy places the organism in Eukaryota, Metazoa, Arthropoda, Insecta, Hymenoptera, Formicidae. The transcript has 2 exons. The coding region runs from base 1 to 357 and encodes 118 amino acids.
AUGGGUAUCGAACAUGAUACUAGUAAUGGUAACAAUAAUACUAGUAAUGGGGCAAUACUUUCAAAAAGAAAUAGCAGUGGGAAAAGAAAACGAUGUAAUAUUGACGAAGUUGAAAAGGUUUUCGUCAAAACUGGUAAACAUAAUGUAGAAUGUUUAAAAAAAACAGAAUUCACUAGUUAUGCUUGGAUAACAUUUACAAAAUAUCUACGAUAUAAUAGAUAUUUAAACAAAGUGUCUGUUGCACGAAAGUCAAAAUUAGAAAAAAAAUUAAUAUCGCUGCAAUCUAUGACACAAAUGUUGAAAGCUAAAAAUUUGGUAACAGAAGAUGUUGCAAAUGCCCUGAAGGUUAGUAAUUAAUAAUGCUUUGAAAC